AUGAACAAGCGGCCAUGCAAGAAGGCACGACUUUGCUCCACCUCGGGCGAGGAAGAAGCUGACUUGCCACCUGGUGGCUCCCUGUGGGACCUGCUGAGCAGCCUGCCGGACCUGGUGCUGGCCCACCUCCUCAGCAUCUUCCUUCCGCCCUCCCACGGCCUGCGCGUGCUGCCGAACCACAGGCGGCGGCUCUACCACGCGGCCAAGGCCUUCCUCGAGCGCGGCGACGACCCCGCCACUCCCUGCCCAGAGAGCUUCUGGCACGAUGACACGGACCAGUACGGCCACCACACGCUCGCGCCGCGCAUCGACGCCGCGGUGCUGGCCCUGCGCGCCACGUGCCGCGCCCUGCGCGACCGCGUGGACCUGGUGCUGCGCCUUCCGCCGCUGUCGUUCGUGGACCAGCUCCACGCGUGGCUCCGGGAGCAGGUCGGCCCCGCGGCGCCGGCCAUUGGCGACAUCGAAGCCGCGCGGCGGCUGACCCAGCAGGCGAGCGCCCUCACCGGACGAGCCCACGCGCUGCUCCACCAACUGCGGCUGGAGGAGGUGGUGGAGGAGGUGUGUCGAGAAUGGAAGAUCGGGCGGGCCAAGCGCAGAGCACUCGCCCGACUGACGCGCCCCGAGGAGGAGGGGGAGGAGGCGGGGCAGCAGCCGCGGCUGCGGGUGGUGCACUUGGCCCACAGGAGCGACCUGGUGGGCGGGGUCGGCUGCCAGGCCAUCGACGCCAGCCUCACGCUCUCGCUCCCCGGCCUACCCACGGUGGAGCUGGUGGAGAUUGGUCUUGUGUCGGAGUUGACCUACGAGACCGACCUCACGGUGCUCCUCGCGCUCCACACGCGCUCGACGGAGUGGUGCCGCCGUCUGGGCCUCUCCACCGCCCAGCCGCCGCCGCCGCAGCCGCUCGACGCUUCCGGCCACCACCCGGCAGCAGCGGCGGCCCACGACGCCGACGGCGGCGAACAGUCGACGACGCGCGCGCUGAUCGGGUGGAGCCAGGGCGAAGCGCGGCUGCACACGGCCCUGCUCGCCAAGCUCUGGGCCGCGCUCGGCUUCGCCUGCCGCCCCGGCCUCGUCGGCGACGACCCGAUGACGAUAGAAAAGAACGAUGACGACGACGAGGUGUGGGGCGGGCACGAGGUGGCGGCGGUGCUGCUGGGCUGCCUGGGCUUCAUGAGCCGCGCCGACGUGCUCGACGCGAACCCCUUCAAGGCCGGGGGCGCGGUGGACGAAGACGCCGAAGACGACGAGGCGCGCGAGCUGGCCGACGCAGAGUGCGUGGAGCGGACCACGGCGAGAUUCAACGAACGGCGAUCCGUGGUAUGUGUGUCCUGUGUGUCGUGCGUGUCGUGCGUCCGCUGCUGA
Messenger RNA from Acanthamoeba castellanii str. Neff, 1362 nucleotides. RefSeq lists its product as uncharacterized. The record is from RefSeq and is a predicted model, not a curated record. Lineage: Eukaryota; Discosea; Longamoebia; Acanthamoebidae. Bases 1 to 1362 code for a protein of 453 amino acids. The transcript is spliced from 6 exons.